Molecule: messenger RNA, 2526 nt
Organism: Symbiodinium natans
Lineage: Eukaryota; Dinophyceae; Suessiales; Symbiodiniaceae
Source: the annotation of a GenBank genome assembly
AUGCUGCCGCUCAAGCCCCAGCCAGAAGGCGGUGACGCCUCUCAGCGUGCUUUGCAAGAUGGGCCACUAGACAACCGGCGCUGUACAGAUGUGCCGUGCUCGUGCCUAUUCCUUGGACAUGCAAUUUUCUUUUGGUUCCUGGUGUCGCAGGGGUUCCAACAAGGCAACAUUCAGCAGCUUUAUUUGCCACGAGACUUCCGGGGGGCCUUCUGCGGUCUCGCAGAUGGAGGCGGCUCCGGCGUCGCGUCUUUCCCGAAGCUGUCCUUUGCAAUGAGCGCCUCGGAGACGUUCGACAAAAUGGCGCUGGAGAUGCUCUGCUCCGCCGGCGAGAUCCCCUCACAGCUCUGUGGCGGAGGCUCUUCCUUGAGCGCGGCCUCGGAUGCCAUGGCUGCCUUGCAGAGCAGCCUGGCCGACCCCUCGAAAGCGUUGAGCCAGCUUGCGGGCAACGGCAUCUUCCCAACACCGACGACUGUGUUGAGCCAAGCCACCAGCUACCUCACACCAGUGUGCACCAGUUCCUGCAGCGCACCAAAUACGAAUCGCACGUUCGUGUACAGUGCACCCCCCGGAGCGCCGUGGGCAGCUGCUUGGCAGCGCUUCGCCGCUUCCACAGCGGCUGCGGGGCUAAGGCUGGAGUUCCCUGCGUGGAGUUCCGAGCACUGCCCGUAUGACGCCCGGUACUGCGUGCCAUUUCCUGGCCUGAGCCUGCAGGAGGGUCCUGACGACAUCUGCCUGCCAGAGUUGGACUCCACCUUGGUGUCUCAGAUUGGCCAGUCGCUGACACAGCAGCUCGAUGCCUUGGCUUCGCUCAACAUCACCCAGGGCGUCCUGCAAGAUGUACAGCAGUCUGCCGGCUCGCUGCUGGUGACCUGGGAUGCCUUUGGUGUGGUCGCGUUUGCGGCCCUGAUCUUCAGCGUGGUCUACCUUACUCUUGUCCGCUUCUUCGCAAAGCCGGUGGUGUGGCUCUCGAUUCUUCUGGUCUGGGCGGGCUUCCUCACUGCUGGCACGCUGGCGGUGCUGUAUGCCUCGCAGUGCCUGGAGGCCGGCUUGCUUCAACCUGCAGCAGAGACCCUGCUCUUGCUCCAGAAUGCCACAGGUCUGGGCAAUGUGCACAAUGCUUCGGCGCCGUCGGGCGGUUGCCAGGAGUUGGGUGGCUACGUGGUCAAAGAUGAGAUCCUGCGAACAAGCCUGCAGGUUAUCGGCUACACUCUACUUGGAUUUGGUGCCGUCUGGCUGCUGUUGGUGGCAUGCUUGCGCAACCGGAUCCAGCUUGCCAUCGCGGUGAAUGAAGUGGCCGCGAAGUUCGUAGUCCACCAUCCCCAAAUGAUCGGGAUCCCCCUCUUCCAGUUCUUGCUGGUCGUGGCCUGGCUCGUGGUUUGGCUCGUUUGUGCCGCACUCAUCGUCGCUGGGGUGCCCCAAGACUACGUGCCGAGCCAGGCCUUUGCCACCGAGGUGGAGGCUGCUGGAAAUGCGACGAUGCCGGGUGCCUGCACUGACAUGGUGCCCGCAGGUUUCGCAUAUGAAGACGUGGCGACAUGCGUGCCGGACAAUACAACCUCCGUCCCUCUCUGCUGGCGGUGCGCGGCGCCACGUUACACCAUGGGCUGGCCUUUCUGGUAUGCACUUUUUGCUCUUCUAUGGCACAAGGCAUUACUCGACGCCAUCUGUCAGUGUAUCAUCGCUGGUGCUGCGGGGGCCUGGUUUUUUACCAGAAAGGAUCAGAAGGCCGCGGCGUUCGUUUGCUGUCCCGCAUUCACGAACGCUGUGAUUUGGCACUUGGGAUCCUUGGCGUUUGGUUCCCUCAUCCUGGCCAUCGUGCAGUGGCUCAAGUGGUUCAUGCGCUUCCUGUCAGAGCAAGCGAAGUCGAGGAAGAACCGGGUGCUACGUGUGGUAUUUUGCAUUCUGGGCUGCUGCAUUUGGUGCUUUGAGAAACUCAUCAAGUUCCUCAACAAGAACGCCUACAUCCAGAUCGCCCUGAAGGGCACGAACUUCUGCACUUCAGCAUGGAGGGCAUUCGAGCUGCUCCUGCGGAACAUCAUCCGCUUCGGCGCGCUUUCUCUGCUGGGCUCGCUUGUCCGUGGCCUAGGGACUACCUUCAUCUGCAGCGCAACCGCUAUUUGUGGUUACUUUGUGAUGCAGUCGUUCUAUCCGGAGAUCAGUCCCAUCCUGAAUGUCCUCACCUACAUUCUUCUGGGAUUUGUGACUGGCCGCUUGUUCUUGAACCUGAACUCGAUGACCUGCGACACGAUCAUGCACUGCUACAUCAUCUCGGAGGAGGCGGAGAUGAAGGAUCGCGCGGACUUCGUGCCGACAGAGCUCAAGUCGCUCAUGAAGGAUCAGGACUUGAAAAGCAAGGCACGACGCAGCCUCGCUAGGCUCCGAUCGUCGAAGUACUUGCUGCUUGCCAUGCUGAUCGUGCUGGAGCCAUUGGAUCUUGACGUCAUCUUGCACUUGAGUUUAUUGGUACCAGCUGCAAAGCCAGAGUCCGCGCACAUCGUCACUGCGGCAAGCCGGCCGGACUGGUGA